Messenger RNA from Hemibagrus wyckioides, 1307 nucleotides. RefSeq names its product copper metabolism (Murr1) domain containing 1 (gene commd1). The coding region runs from base 22 to 591 and encodes 189 amino acids. Gene Ontology annotation, cellular component: endosome. Lineage: Eukaryota; Metazoa; Chordata; Actinopteri; Siluriformes; Bagridae. The record is from RefSeq and is a predicted model, not a curated record. Gene Ontology annotation, biological process: negative regulation of protein localization to cell surface; regulation of proteasomal ubiquitin-dependent protein catabolic process; positive regulation of protein ubiquitination. The transcript has 3 exons.
CUCCAGCCCCCAACAGCCAAGAUGGCGGACGCCGAGGCUGUGAAAGCUCUGAGCGGUUUACUGAACGGAAUCGCGCAGAGGGUUUAUUACGGGAACUCGGAGAUCACCGAGGAGCUGCUGAAGGAUGAGCUUUACCCCGAUGUACCCCAGGAGGAGUUCCGGGCUCUGUACGAGAAGAUGAGGGGCCUUUUGAAGUCUGUUGCCGUCGCGGAUAUGGACCAGACCCAGCUGGAGGCGUUUCUGACCGCUCAGACACGUAAGCACGGAGGCGGCGGUACGUCCGCGGAGCAGGCGGCAGCUCUGGCGCGUUUCUGGAAGGGUCACCGUGCCCGGGUGCGAGAGAGCCUGCUGGCACAGAGCCGCUGGGAGCCUGCGCUGAGGGGGUUGAGCUGGAGGGUGGACCUGCAGACCGCCACUAGCAGGGGGCAAACGUCCAACAGCCCCGUGGCUCUGGUGGAGCUCGAGCUCGGGAGAAACGGCCAGGACUCGGAGUUUGUGUGCUUGGAGUUUGAUGAUGUGAAGAUAAACCAGGUUCUAAAGAAGAUGGCAGAAAUUCAAGAAAGCAUCGACAGCAUUGUGCAUCACAGCUAGAGAGAAAGAAAGUGUGUGUGUGUUUAUGAACUUUGUCAUCACUGAUAAGAGCAUCAUUAUCUCGUACUGAAUUUAGUCAUAAAAGCGUAUUUAUGGCCUUUCCUUCUUUACAUUUUAUCACGUCCUACAGGUUUAGGACUCCUGCCAACAGUCAUGUUAAUUUAAUCUGAUAUGAUGUCACUGGGACAAAAACAUUUUUGCAAUUUUCCCACGGAGGAACGUUUUGUAACACGCAGAGUGCUGCACCUUCUCCGCCGUGAGGACGCACUCUGCCUCCUCAGAUUUUCCAGACGUUCCUCAGAGACGCCCGGCUUUGGGCGCAUCUGGUUCUCUGGCCAGCUUGUUCCAUUAUCAGUCUCCGAUAUAUCUCCUGCACGGCUUCCCUGUGCAUUUGAAUACGUUUAUUGUUGUUAUUGGACGUCUGGUUGAUUCAAAUCUAAGAAAGUAGGCUGUUGCUGUGAUAUAAAUAUUUAAUAUCAGUGCACGCCAAGAACAAACAGACAAAAGGCCACAGCUUCCAAAAACAUAAACUCCCAUCAAAUAUUUAAAAGUAAGGUUGCCUCAGUGAAUGGACUGUCAGGCUCCAGUAACACAAUGGUCUUACUGUGUGCUUAUCAUCCUGUUCCACUAGUUUACAGCUCUGUUCACACCGUGUUUCCGAACUUCUCUUAUAGAAAUUAACUGAUGACAAACAAUAAAGACGUAUUGAAAAACUA